Messenger RNA from Brachypodium distachyon (stiff brome), 1693 nucleotides. RefSeq names its product alpha-galactosidase 3. Bases 192 to 1487 code for a protein of 431 amino acids. Gene Ontology annotation, biological process: carbohydrate metabolic process. The transcript has 15 exons. The record is from RefSeq and is a predicted model, not a curated record. Gene Ontology annotation, molecular function: hydrolase activity, hydrolyzing O-glycosyl compounds. NCBI's taxonomy places the organism in Eukaryota, Viridiplantae, Streptophyta, Magnoliopsida, Poales, Poaceae.
AUCGGCAGAUUUGUCAAAGCACAGAGUGGAUAAUGCAUUAACGCAUCUGUCAGUCAGACAAGGGCUCCACGUGCCGGCGGCUGAAGUAAACAACCACUAGAAGGCGGCACGGGCGGCGUCGGGGAGCGGCUCCGAAUCCGGAGGAAGGGCAGCGGCAGCGUGCGCCGAGAAGCGUCGGGAACGCGGCAGACAUGGCGAUGGGGACGCCCCGCCUCCCGCUCCUCCUCCUCCUCAUCUCCCUCGCCGCCGUCCUCUCGCCGACGGGGACGCUGGCGGCGGCGGCGGCGAGGGGCAUCGCGCCGCUCGGCACGGCAGCGCUGCGGCGGCUCUACGACACCUCCAACUACGGCAGGUUGCAGCUCAACAACGGCCUCGCGCUCGUGCCCCAGAUGGGGUGGAACAGCUGGAAUUUCUUCGCCUGCAACAUCAACGAGACGCUCAUCCGCGAGACAGCUGAUGCAUUGGUCUCGACGGGGCUCGCUGAUUUGGGAUACAACUAUGUAAACAUCGAUGAUUGUUGGUCGUAUGUAAAACGAGGGAAAAAGGAUCAAUUGCUACCUGAUCCCAAGACUUUCCCUUCUGGAAUCAAAUCACUUGCGGACUAUGUGCAUGGAAAAGGUCUAAAACUUGGCAUCUACUCUGAUGCCGGACCUUUCAGGGUAUUUACUUGUCAAGUUCGACCAGGAUCGCUCCAUCACGAAAAGGAUGAUGCAUCCCUUUUUGCUUCCUGGGGUGUUGACUAUCUAAAGUAUGACAACUGUUACAAUUUGGGAAUAAAGCCAAAGGAAAGGUAUCCUCCAAUGCGUGAUGCUCUAAAUACAACUGGGCGCCAGAUAUUCUACUCUCUGUGUGAAUGGGGCCAGGAUGAUCCAGCUUUAUGGGCUGGCAAAGUUGGAAAUAGUUGGCGUACAACAGAUGAUAUACAGGAUACAUGGAAAAGCAUGACUGACAUUGCUGAUAAGAAUAACAAGUGGGCAUCAUAUGCUGGACCAGGUGGAUGGAAUGAUCCGGACAUGCUGGAAGUUGGAAAUGGUGGCAUGACGUUUGCCGAGUACCGUGCACAUUUCAGCAUCUGGGCUCUCAUGAAGGCACCUCUGUUAAUUGGUUGUGAUGUCAGAAAUAUGACAUCAGAAACAGUGGAAAUAUUGAGCAACAAAGAAGUAAUUCAAGUAAAUCAAGAUCGUCUUGGAGUUCAAGGACGAAGAAUUUUAGGUCAAGGAAAAGAUGGAUGCCGUGAGGUGUGGGCUGGCCCCCUGUCUGGCAACCGUUUGGCUGUUGCUCUAUGGAAUCGCUGUUCAGCGACGACCAAUAUAACGAUGAAACUGCCAGCUGUAGGCCUUGAUGGUUCAUCUGCUUAUUCUGUUAGAGACCUGUGGAAGCAUGAAACUCUAUCGCCGAAUGUGGUAGCAACAUUUGGAGCACAGGUCAACGCCCAUGACUGCAAGAUGUACGUUUUUACACCCGCCGUCAGUGUUUCCGCGAGUUGAUCAGAGAAAGGGUCAAAGCCACACUGUAUAAGUAUUACUACUACGAUGUUUAUUCCAGAAAUAAACUCGAUUAAUGAUAACCCAGCAUCAAUUCCAGUUCCACCCCAGUGCCGAAAUAUGCAUCCUUGUGAAGAGGAAAUGAUCUCGUCGUACGUUUGGAAAUCUGUGUUGUUCAAUACAGGCUGCAGCCUUGAUGGCCCCAUCUA